AUGAACAGUCAACAUGAUCUACCCAUACAAAGAAGACUUGGACAGGAGGUAUCAUUGUACUGUCCAACCGAUGCACUAAAGCAAGUUGGACCUUGAUGGAGAGGAUGUAGCAGGAGGUAUAAAGUUUCGGAUUUCUUUCAUAUGUUCAGGAAACCCCAGAAAUUCCAGUUUCCUCUUUACGCAGAUGUGUUCUUCAUUCUUCCUUCCCUGUUGUCAUUAUACACCAAGCAUUCGAGAAGGGAACAGCCUGGUUUCUUCGCCUGAUUUGUCACAGAAUGACGAUGCUUAAGUCGCAGGAAGUUUGUUCAGCAUCGAGGCUGAAUAGGGCUCGAAUAGAAGGAUCCCAAGAGGUAGCUGCGAUGCAUUCCAGUAGCCUACUGCCAUUGCACCAAGAAGAUGGAAGGGCGGGUGUUGAAGACUACCGUAAUUGAACCCGCCAGAGAAUUUCUGCUGUUGGAGGAGAAAUGCGCGGAUAAGUUCUUGAAAUAGGCGAUAAAGAUGACCAAGAUCCCCACCCAUGAUGGUAUGUGUGAAACGAGGGUAGAGGGUAGAGGGUCUUUAAAUUUUCUUCAGGCAAGAUAACCAUGGUUUGUAGGGUGGGCACACAUACGCAUGAAGUAUGAAUCUGCAGGGUAUCUUGGUAUGCUUUUGGCAUCUAUUUCUUGUUUGGAGCUAUCCAAAAAGACAUGGCCGCAAACUUGUCGAUCCAAAAAAGUUAGCAAUCAUCAUCAUCCCCCUGUAGAGCCUUCACCACCGUGCUCAUGGAUGGCCUCCUGUCCUUCUCCACUUCGAGACACAUUAGGAUUACCUUCACCACUCUUCGAAGUUGCUCUUCGUUAACAUCUCCAGCCAGCGAGGUAUCCACGAUGCCCAUCUCGUCUCCUUGUCUGAGCUUGGACUGUGCCCACUGAAUCAAGUUGUGCACGUCUUCAUGGAAAUCUGCCGCGCUCUUGCCAGUCACCAGCUCCAGCAGGACGACCCCAUAGCUAAACACGUCCGCCUUCGCAGUGAUCUCCUGGUUUAUCAUCCAUUCCGGCGCCAGAUAACCCCUCGUUCCUCUCACCGUGGAGAAUCUGUAUUUGAGGUUGUUCUUCUCGAUGAGCUUGGACAUGCCGAAGUCCCCCACCUUUGGGCGGAAAUUCUCGUCCAGGAGUAUGUUCUGAGGCUUGAUGUCGCAGUGAAGGAUCCACUCGAGGCACUCCUCAUGGAGAUAACAGAGCCCCUUGGCCGUUCCCAUGGCGAUGUCAAAUCUCUUCUUCCAUCCCAAGGACGCAGCGUACCUUGAGAAUAGGAUCUUAUCCACAGAGCCAUUCUCCAUGAAUUCGUAGACCAGCAGUCUGUGCUUCCCCUCGGCGCAGAAGCCCCACAUUUUUAGCAGGUUCAUGUGGUUUAUCCUCCCUAUAAAGGUGACCUCUGCCCAGAAUUCAGGCUCCCCCUGGGACACAACUUCCAGCCUCUUCACGGCCACCACCCUGUCGUCGGAGAGAACUCCUUUGAAGACGGUACCGAAGCCGCCCCUUCCGAUCUCCUCUCUGAAGUUGUGGGUCGCUAUCUUUAGCUCUGCGUAG
Spirodela intermedia is the source of this 1568-nucleotide messenger RNA. The record is from the annotation of a GenBank genome assembly. Lineage: Eukaryota; Viridiplantae; Streptophyta; Magnoliopsida; Alismatales; Araceae.